GCGGUCCCUUUGUAUAAGUGAUACCCAAUCAGUGCGCUGUGACGGCUCCGCCGCUAAAUGAGGAGGAAAGCGAACACGCCGGGUGCGAGGAUGAUGUGAAUCAGUGUUGCCAUUGGAUCAGUUGGUGCGGCUGAGAGAGCUAUGCGUUAGCUGCAGGGUCGCAGCGCCGUGUGAAAUUGCAGCUGGGCACUGCCAGGCUUCGGCCCACACAGCUGCGACACUUUUGUUGAGGAGAAAAGUGGAAUCAUGGCCUGGGCACUGAAGUUACCGCUGGCAGAUGAAGUGAUCGAGUCUGGGUUGGUGCAGGACUUUGAUGCCAGUUUAUCAGGGAUCGGGCAGGAACUUGGCGCUGGAGCUUACAGCAUGAGUGAUGUUCUUGCCUUGCCCAUAUUCAAGCAAGAAGAAUCCAGCCUGCCGUCUGAGAAUGAGAACAAAAUUCUGCCUUUCCAGUAUGUGCUCUGCACUGCUACCUCUCCAGCUGUGAAACUUCAUGAAGAAACUCUGACGUAUCUCAAUCAAGGUCAGUCUUAUGAAAUCCGGAUGUUGGAUAACCGAAAAAUUGGAGAAUUGCCAGAAUUAAAUGGGAAGUUGGUUAAGAGUAUUUUCCGAGUGGUGUUUCAUGACCGUCGCCUACAGUACACUGAACACCAGCAGCUAGAAGGAUGGAGGUGGAAUAGACCUGGAGACAGAAUACUUGACAUUGAUAUUCCAAUGUCUGUUGGAAUUAUUGACCCCAGAGCUAAUCCGACCCAGCUGAAUACCAUUGAGUUCCUUUGGGAUCCUGCAAAGAGGACAUCAGUGUUUAUUCAAGUUCACUGCAUAAGCACGGAAUUCACCAUGAGGAAGCAUGGAGGUGAGAAAGGUGUACCCUUCCGAGUACAAAUCGACACCUUCAAAGAGAAUGAGAAUGGAGAAUAUACCGAGCACUUGCACUCCGCCAGCAGUCAGAUCAAAGUGUUCAAGCCAAAAGGAGCAGAUAGAAAGCAGAAAACAGACCGAGAAAAGAUGGAGAAGAGGACACCUCAGGAAAAAGAGAAAUACCAGCCUUCUUACGAAACAACCAUCCUCACAGAGUGCUCACCUUGGCCAGAAAUCACUUAUGUGUCAAAUUCUCCUUCUCCAGGAUUUAAUAGCAGUCACAACAGUUUCCCAAUUGGGGAGGGGAAUGGCUCUCCAAAUCACCAGCCUGAGCCUCCUGCUCCCAUUGUAGAUGUAAGUGCAGGAUUGACACCAAUUCAGAACCUCAUGCCAACAUCAACCCCUCAGGAGGCACAACAGUGGCUACAUAGAAAUAGAUUUGCUGCAUUCUCGCGGCUAUUCACAAAUUUCUCAGGUGCAGAUUUAUUAAAAUUAACUAGGGAAGAUGUUAUCCAGAUCUGUGGUCCUGCUGAUGGCAUUCGACUCUUUAAUGCCCUUAAGGGCAGGAUUGUACGGCCCAGGCUCACCAUUUAUGUCUGUCAGGAGUCCCAGCAGUUGAGGGAGCAGCAGCAACACAAACAUGAGAAUGGGGAGCCAGGAAACGGUGCCUUUUACGUUUAUCAUGCCAUUUACUUGGAGGAAAUGACGACCAUUGAAUUAACAGAGAAGAUUGCCCAGCUCUUCAGUAUAUCUCCCCAUCAAAUCAACCAGAUCUACAAACAAGGGCCCACUGGAAUCCAUGUUCUUAUCAGUGAUGAGAUGAUCCAAAACUUUCAGGACGAGUCUUGCUUCAUCUUGGACACAAUGAAAGCUGAAACAAAUGACAGCUAUCACAUCAUCUUAAAAUGAGGCACGAGGUGCCACGGAUCAGAUGAACAGAGACGGAAUCCACAGAAGAAGCAGAUUCUGUCUCUCUCAGCCAUUUUUUUUUCAGCUCACAGGACUUACAUGCACUAGAAACAAGACCCUAAAAGAAAAAACAAAGUGUGUGUUGCCAUGUGAUGGAUUGGCAUACUGUGAUCUUUACCCACCUUCAUUUCUCACCCAGUCCAGUAAUCCUCAGCAGAGAGGCUUUUCUUGUGCAGAUUGAAAGCAGCCAUUCUAUUCUCUUACCUCUGCUCCAUCCCAUACUGUGGGGACUGUAGAGAAUGCUCCUGCAGGCCCAAAGAGGAUUAAAAGGAAAGCAUGUUAAUCAAAUAAGAGGGUAGCUGAAGGGUUGUGAAAGCUUAUUGAUUCUAAAUAUCUCGCAGCUUCAUGUAAUAUGAACACCGUAUGUUUCAGACAUUGUGAACACAGAGAAAGUAAAAGCCUAAGCUGAACGGCAUAUGACUUUGUCGUUCAUUCACUGGCAUCUUUGUUUGUUUUUUUUAUACUCUUAAACUGAAAUGUAAUAAGGCUUUUCAUAGGCUGCUGGAGGAUAUAAAGCUGAUAUUCCAAGUUCCUAAACACUGUGUAAGUGAUCAUCCAAAAGGGUUUCAUUUUUAUGUAGCAUGUGUAUCUUUUGUAUGAUGCUUUUUGUACCUUUCUCCUUAUUCUUCGACUAUCAGCUGUUGCUGUCACCCCACCCAUAAAAGCAAGAAUUUUUACUUGUA
Molecule: messenger RNA, 2510 nt
Organism: Xenopus laevis (African clawed frog)
Lineage: Eukaryota; Metazoa; Chordata; Amphibia; Anura; Pipidae
Gene: tfcp2.L
Product: transcription factor CP2 L homeolog
Biological process (GO): regulation of transcription by RNA polymerase II; positive regulation of transcription by RNA polymerase II
Cellular component (GO): nucleus
Molecular function (GO): DNA-binding transcription factor activity; RNA polymerase II cis-regulatory region sequence-specific DNA binding; transcription cis-regulatory region binding
Source: RefSeq, marked provisional